GUGUGGUACUGAUUCGGUUGUUUUAUAUUGGGACAAAAUUUUCUUAAUGGUCGGUCCAUAUGGUGAUAUGGUUAGAUACCCUUAUGAUGAUGCUAUACAUUUAAUUCCAGAGAUAGAUGGUGUUCGUAUAAUUGGUAGUGACAAAUGUGAAUUUUUACAGAAAGUUCCAGAUGUUAUCGAGGAAACUUUCAAAAUAGGCUCUACUGCUCCAGCGGCAAUGUUAUUCGACGCUUUAGAACACUUUGACAAACGGAGUCCAAAAGCUGAUGAGAACAUACGAAUCAUUCAUACUGAACUUGCUAAUGCAGUUGAUGCUUGUAUUGAAGCUGCAGGGCAUGAGUUUAACCAAGUUCGGCAACGGAGUCUACUUAAAGCGGCAGCGUUUGGCAAAACGUUUCUCGAGUCGUAUAAUUCUGAUCGUUUCGUAGAGAUGUGCCAAAUAUUGAGA
Molecule: messenger RNA, 448 nt
Organism: Racocetra persica
Lineage: Eukaryota; Fungi; Glomeromycota; Glomeromycetes; Diversisporales; Gigasporaceae
Source: the annotation of a GenBank genome assembly